This is a messenger RNA of Linum tenue, 1240 nucleotides long. NCBI's taxonomy places the organism in Eukaryota, Viridiplantae, Streptophyta, Magnoliopsida, Malpighiales, Linaceae. The record is from the annotation of a GenBank genome assembly.
CUUCGUAUAAUCGUAUCUAUUUUGACUGUGAAUUGACUCAAAUGAUCAACCUUCCCUGCUCCGUCAAAAUUACCUUCAACGCCAGCCACCCCAUUUGCCGCUCACCUCUCGCGUUUGCAGAACUCAGAGCGAGUGAUAGGUUGCCGGUGAGGAAAUCAAGUUGGGAAAUGGGGACGAAAUGGGCGGAAACGGUGAAGAAGGCGGAGCAGCUGGUGGAGAGAACGAUGAAAGGGAACGACGCGUCGCAUGACGCUUUCCAUGUCUGGAGAGUUAGGAGCCUCGCGCUCUCUUUGGCUAGUGAAGAAGAAGCCCUCUCUUCCAACUCCGAUUCUUUGCAAAUCGUAGAACUCGCUGCUCUUCUUCACGACAUAGGUGACUAUAAGUACUUAAGGGAUCCAUCUGAAGAAAAAAUUGUGGAGAAGUUUCUUGAGGAAGAGGGUAUUGAAGAGGUCAAGAAAGUGAAGAUACUAUCAAUCAUUAGGGGGAUGGGUUUCAAAGAGGAACUUGCAGGACAUGGCAACAGUGAAAACUGUCCUGAAUUUGGGGUUGUCCAAGAUGCCGACCGCCUUGAUGCAAUUGGUGCAAUAGGAAUUGCACGCUGCUUUACAUUUGGAGGAAGUAGGAGCCGAGUGCUUCACGAUCCCACCAUUCAUCCCCGUUCGGAUUUAUCCAAGGAGCAGUACAUGAAGAAAGAAGAGCAGACCACCAUCAAUCACUUCCACGAGAAACUUCUCAAGCUGAAAGACUUGAUGAAAACUGAGGCUGGGAAGAAAAGGGCUGAGAAAAGGCACAAGUUCAUGGAGGAGUAUCUGAACCAGUUCUAUGAGGAAUGGGAUGGCAGAGCUUAAACAAGGCAAGUUAUCCAAGUUUCCCCUCCCCAAUAUCAAAGUGCUUCUGAAACUCGACCUUGAAUUGACAAACAGUUUUCAUCCAAAAUGAACGAUCUAAGUCGCUCCGACCUCUUUCAGCAAUUGUAUGUGUACAAGCAAGAAAAAAGUCUAGUAUGGUUUGGCUUUUGCUUGAUAGUAACAGUUAACUCCAUGGUUGGAACUCUGGAUAGUCAUAUGGUCUCCAUUCUCCAACCAUAUAUACCAACUAUUAAGGGGGGUUACUUGAAUCUCAAGUCACCAUCUUUCUUAUUCUGUAUUGCUUCAUGUUAAUCUGUUCAGUCAACUGUUGCUUCCUCGUGUAAUGAUCAUCAUCAUAUUGACUUUAUUGAAACGUUCGUGUUGACUGUUUA